ACACCAUCCGGCAACGCUUCCCAAGCGAAAUGUCAAAACAUUUUGGAAUUUGUUGAUCGGUUUUGCUUUUCUAGCGCUUCUCAUCGAACAUAAUGGAUCUGCCUUCGGUGCCAGCCAAUUCACGCGUUUACGUCGGCGGCUUAGGGGAACAAGCGACCCGGCAGGACAUGGAGGAGCUUCUUAAGGAUUUUGGACCGUAUCAGGAUUUCAACUUGCUUCGAGGGUAUGGAUUCGUUCAGUUCACAUCGGAGGAAAGUGCAAGGAUGACGAUAACAGGACUCAAUGGAAAAAUGCACAAAGGAAGGAAAUUAACGGUUAAGAUUGCGAACGAUAAUCGCGCGAAGAAGGGAUUACUUCCUAGAGGCGCUGGUGCAGCAGGGGCAGUAGGUGCUGUAGGGAUAGCAGAUGUAGGUGGCAGGGACCGUUCACCGAUAGAUGGGAAUCGAUAUGCGGGUGCAUAUCCACCGGGUGGAGUUUAUCGGGGAAUGUAUCCAGGAAUGGAAAUGACGGGCUAUAACGACCAAAUGAUGGGAGGUCACCAGAUGCCACCAGCCCAGCCUGAGAGCAAUGAUUGUGAAAUUAUAGUCGUCUCCAGAGAUUUAACGACCUACGCUGAGAAUAUAGAAUCGAGGCUGAAACGGAAUGGUUUAUCUGUGGAUCUUCUUUUCCCGAAUGACGACGUGCCAAUUGGAAAGGUUCUUUCCAACAUUGCUUCUCGUGGAAGCUAUUAUGCGAUCCUCAUAACUCCCGAAAACGAAGAGCGUCACAGCAUAACAGUUAACGUGUUGUAUGGCAUUCCUGCAGAACAUCGGAACAUGCCGACAGAGGAUGCAAUUAUGUUCAUCUGUAAGGACUUUGAAGAAAGACUUCGAUCGGAGCAAGAGAAAAUGGUUAAUUAUAGGAAUGUCAUGCCAGCUGGUCCGCACAUGGCUCCGGUGACCGGCAAUACUCACAUGAAGUAUAAUGCACCGCCAUUGCAAGAUAUACAUCCGGAACCGAUCCAAAAUAUGAUCAACCUUCUUGCAUCCAACCGGCAGCUGACUGUCCUCCAGUAUGAACGACUCAUAAAAUAUUUGACCGAACGCAAGGAGAUGCAGAUCAAAUAUGAACUUGGUGAAGAUGUGGACUCAUCAUCGGUUGCCAACAAAUUGAUGCCGACGAAAUCUAAAGAGGAAAACGAAAAGGAAUUACAACGCAAAAUAUUGGAUAUUCUGAACAAACCCUCAAUUGUGCCACCGAAAGCUAACGCCGUCCCGGAGAGGGAAUCGCGUAAUUUAGCCGGUGGAUUUUCCUCCUUCGCAGGCAUCACUGUGGGAGCAGCUGGUGCCAGUUCCAGCGGUUCCAGCUCGACUGCACCAUUUGCUAAUACCCCCAUCGCUAGUGCAGCACCGAAACUGCUCCACGAUCCCAAGGUUCAGAAAGCAUUGGAUUCGUUACUGCUGUCCGGAAUAGGAGGUGGUGGAUUGAAGUUUUGAAGCAGCUCUGUGCAAUUACGUUUUGCACAGGAGGAAUGUGAAUUUGAGAGAUAUGCGCAUAGUUUUCCAACUAAUUUAGGCAUAUUUUAUAGUUUGAGAAAUACUACGACAUACUGGAUUCCGCUAGGAGUAUAAGUAACAGAAUUGAAUGAUUGAGAGCAAUUCUCGCAUUGACGAUGAAUAAGAAUGUUUGGAAACUUUAUACCAUGCUUUUGAUGAUCGGAAAUUCAUAUAAAUAAAUGUGUCAGGAUUUCUCUCAUAUGA
Messenger RNA from Toxorhynchites rutilus septentrionalis, 1739 nucleotides. RefSeq names its product nuclear receptor coactivator 5 (gene Neos). The coding region runs from base 93 to 1475 and encodes 460 amino acids. Gene Ontology annotation, molecular function: RNA binding. The record is from RefSeq and is a predicted model, not a curated record. NCBI's taxonomy places the organism in Eukaryota, Metazoa, Arthropoda, Insecta, Diptera, Culicidae. The transcript is spliced from 3 exons.